Messenger RNA from Kuraishia capsulata CBS 1993, 339 nucleotides. RefSeq lists its product as uncharacterized. Gene Ontology annotation, cellular component: RNA polymerase II, core complex. The record is from RefSeq and is a predicted model, not a curated record. Gene Ontology annotation, biological process: transcription initiation at RNA polymerase II promoter; transcription-coupled nucleotide-excision repair; DNA-templated transcription. Gene Ontology annotation, molecular function: nucleic acid binding; DNA-directed RNA polymerase activity; zinc ion binding. NCBI's taxonomy places the organism in Eukaryota, Fungi, Ascomycota, Pichiomycetes, Pichiales, Pichiaceae. The coding region runs from base 1 to 339 and encodes 112 amino acids. The transcript is spliced from 2 exons.
AUGGCUUCUUUCAGGUUCUGUGCGGAGUGUAACAACAUGCUCUAUCCAAAGGAGGACAAGGAGAACCAGAGACUGCUAUAUUCUUGUCGUAACUGUGAUUAUACGGAAUUGGCUGAAUCCGCAAAGGUGUAUCGUAACGAGUUGAUAACCAACAUUGGUGCUACCGCAGGUGUGGUCCAGGAUAUUGGGUUGGACCCUACGCUUCCAAAAUCCGACAAAUUGUGUCCGUUCUGCAAGUUCCGAGACUGUGUGUUUUUCCAGAGUCAGCAGAGGAGACGAGACACGUCGAUGAUUCUGUUCUAUGUGUGUUUGAAUUGUAAGAAGGUGUUUCAGAGUUGA